Brassica oleracea var. oleracea is the source of this 1948-nucleotide messenger RNA. RefSeq names its product heat stress transcription factor A-4a-like. Gene Ontology annotation, cellular component: nucleus. The transcript is spliced from 2 exons. Gene Ontology annotation, molecular function: RNA polymerase II cis-regulatory region sequence-specific DNA binding; DNA-binding transcription factor activity. The record is from RefSeq and is a predicted model, not a curated record. Gene Ontology annotation, biological process: regulation of transcription by RNA polymerase II. The coding region runs from base 644 to 1825 and encodes 393 amino acids. Lineage: Eukaryota; Viridiplantae; Streptophyta; Magnoliopsida; Brassicales; Brassicaceae.
AAUAAAAAUUCCACCAAACCCAAUCUUUGCAAACUUGGGUGUUGUGGUCGGAUUCGUACGCACUUCAUCAAACCUUUUUGGAAUCAUUUCACGUAAGCGUUAGUUUUGUUGGAGAGACUGUUUACGCGUUUAUCGAUCAAAAAAGCUUUGACGAUUCUUCCUUGUCAGGGUUAUAUCAAACCACCGGGUCAAUCUACUCGUUUACUUUUCUUCGGUCUUCUCUACCUCCAUCCACUUGAGUCUUCUGAUAUAUCUUUGAUUUUUCCGCAUCAAUAAUGCCGGAGAGAGAGAGAGAGAUGCAAUAACAAGACAACUUACUUCUGUUUCUAAACUCCCUGUCUGAUUAAAUACCCACCAACAAGGGUUCGAGAAACAGAGAGGUUUCGAGAAGAAUCAAAAUUGUCUUUUUUUUCCUCUUCUUUGAUCUGAUUAGGUGAGAUUUAAUACAAAAAGAGAUCAAGAUUCGUUUAAUUUUAGAGGGUUUGAGUUUCUGAGAAGCUUCAGUUCGAUUAGCUUCAUUGCAAAACAGAGGGAUUACUCUGUUUUUUUUUGGAGGGACCACUCUGUUUCUGUAGUUGCUGAAUCGAAAGUUCUGAUCUUCGUGUAGUAUCCACAGCGACGAGAUUUGGAAGUGUGUUUAGAGAUGGAUGAGAGUAGCCAUGGAGGUUCAUCAUCAACCUCACUCCCACCUUUCCUCACCAAAACGUACGAGAUGGUCGACGAUUCCUCAUCGGAUUCAAUCGUAUCGUGGAGUCAGAGCAACAAGAGUUUCAUCGUCUGGAAUCCUCCAGAGUUCUCCAGAGACCUCCUUCCAAAAUUCUUCAAGCACAACAACUUCUCAAGCUUUAUCCGACAGCUUAACACUUACGGUUUUAGAAAAGCUGAUCCAGAGCAAUGGGAGUUUGCUAAUGAUGAUUUCGUGAGAGGCCAACCUCAUCUUAUGAAGAACAUUCGUAGACGCAAACCUGUUCACAGCCACUCUCUACCUAAUCUCCAAUCUCAGCAAAACCCUUUGACCGAUCCGGAGCGGCAGAGAAUGAACAGUCAGAUCGAGAGACUGACUACGGAGAAACAAGUGUUGCUUCAAGAGUUGCAUAAACACGAGGAGGAACGAGAGUUGUUUGAGCAGCAAGUUAAGAAACUCAAAGAUCAGUUACAUCACAUGGAGAAGCGUCAGAGGACAAUGGUUUCGUCUGUCUCUCAGGUACUUGAGAAGCCAGAGCUUGCUCUGAAUCUAUCUCCGUGUCUGCCCGAAGCAAACGAGAGGAAAAGAAGGUUCCCUAGAGUUGGAUUAGAGACGAUGUUGGAGGAGAACCACCAGACAUGUGGUGCUGUGAGAGAGGAAGGUUCCACGAGCACUUCUUCACACGAUGCAACGGAGUGUCAGGUGGAACGGUUGGAGUCAUCGAUAGCGAUUUGGGAGAAUCUUGUGUCGGAUUCUUGUGAGAGUAUGGCACAACAAUCAACGAGAAACAUGGUGACACUUGAUGUGGAUGAAUCAUCUACUUGUCCUGAAAGCCCUCCUCUUUCUUGCAUUCAGCUAAGUAUCGAUAUACGUCUUAAAUCUCCUCCUUCUCCAAGGACCAUCGACAUGAACUCUGAGCCUGAUGUUUCAAAAGAACAGAACGUUGUUCCUCCUGAUCCUGCUCCUCCAGCAGUUGGAGCAAAUGAUGUCUUCUGGCAACAGCUUUUGACAGAGAACCCUGGCUCAACCGAGCAACGGGAAGUUCAAUCAGAGAAAGCUGAAGAUCGGAGUGAGAAAUGUUGGUGGAACUCGAGGAAUGUAAAUACAAUUACAGAGCAGCUUGGACAUCUGACUUCUUGAUAGAGAUGUUGAUAUGUCAAGGAUCUCUCUACUUUAGACUGUUUUUUUUUUUUUAGUUUCUUGUGCUAUAGGUUGGUUUCUUUGUUUUCGGUUAUAAGCAUUUGGGUCUGUCUUUCAUCAUCA